Molecule: messenger RNA, 1836 nt
Organism: Penicillium salamii
Lineage: Eukaryota; Fungi; Ascomycota; Eurotiomycetes; Eurotiales; Aspergillaceae
Source: the annotation of a GenBank genome assembly
AUGCCUGGGGGGUUCGAAAAGUCAGUAAAGGGGGCCACGAAGCUCAAGCUUGCGGCCCCUAAAUCCAAAUACAUCGAACACAUCCUUGUGGCAACCCAUACCGGCGAGGCAGGAGUCGCAGAGGUAUUCAGAACGCUUCAACUUCGUCUCCGAGACUCAGCAUGGACUAUUGUGUUCAAAGCGCUUAUUGUCCUUCAUCUUAUGAUACGCGAGGGGCAACUGGACGCUGCGCUGGGAUACCUAUCUGACAAUCCACGGAAGAUUGCUCCCAGUAAUUUCUCUGAAGCGCAAUCACAGGGACAUAACAUCCGGCGCUACGCCGAAUACUUGAUAACACGCGCCAAGGCAUUUGAGGCCUCCAAGACGGACCAUGUGCGAAGCGGGCCUGGACGAUUGAAGAGGAUAGGCGUGGAAAAAGGUCUGCUGAGAGAGACGGAGAUUGUACAGAAGCAAAUCCGAGUGCUGCUACGUUGUGAACUCUUGUCAGAUGAACCGGAGAACGAGAUCAGCUUGACCGCAUUCCGCUUGCUCACCCUCGACCUACUGACACUAUAUUCGGUCAUGAACGAGGGCACCAUCAAUGUUCUGGAGCAUUAUUUCGAAAUGUCGCGACCGGAUAGUAUUCGUGCCCUGGCAAUAUACAAGACGUUCACAAAACAAACGGAAGAAGUGGUUCAGUUCCUGGGGGUCGCAAGGCAUUUCCAGUCUGCCACCCGCCUGGAGAUCCCGAAGCUCAAGCAUGCCUCCACAGAUCUGGCACGGCUCCUAGAGGAUGAUCUCAACGAUCCUGAUUUCGACCUCCGGCGACGGGAGUAUUUGGCAAAGAAAGGUGUUCCCAUUCCACCGAGCAUGGAAGCCACUGCGUCCGCCGAUACUGAAAAGCCGGCGCCGACGCAAAACGCGUCAAUGUCCAAUCCUCCCAGACAGCCCGAGCAACCCAAACCUGCGCCUGUGGACUUGAUUGACUUCUUUGACUCGAUUGAGCAAAACCAACAACCGAUGGGACAGCAGGCCCCAGUGCAAUACCAACAAAGCGGGUUCCAACAACCUCCGCAGCAACAGCAAUUCUAUCCUCAGCAGACCGGCUUCCAGCAGCAGCCCCAGGCGAUUUCACAGCAAGCACAGGCAACUGGGUUUGGCCAGCCGAACCAAUAUGGCGCGCCGUACCAAGCACAGGGCCCUAAUAACCCCUUUGGACAGCAACAAGCGCAAGCACAACCGCAGCAACCUCAGCCACUCCAGGCUAUGCCGACUGGAGCUGGAUUUGGUGGAUACACAGCGCAGCCACAGCAGUACAAUUACCAGUCGCAAUUGGCUCCUAUCCCGCAAGAAAAUGUUGCCUCUUUCCCUCAACAGCAGCAGGCGCCCGCGCCUCAACCCUUGCAGCCCCAGCAUACCAAUCCAUUCCGUCAGUCCAUGAUGGUCAACUCUUCCACGGGCCCUCCACCACCACCUGCCGCCCCUCUCUCUCGGCAAAACACGAAUCCAUUCGCCAAAAGGCUUUCUACUGCAAACCCUCAAUAUAAUCCCGCCUCACAUGACCAAUUCCAACCUCCCUUACCUCCGCCACCGCAGCUCCCACCAACACAAGUGCAGCCCAUUCAACCUCAGCGGACGGGGACCAAUCCCUUUGCGCGCAGCUCUCCCGCUCCUCAACAACCCGCAGCAGCUCCCUUGCAGCCCAACCCGACUGGGAGCACCAAUCCGUUCCGACAGAGCCAAUUUGUCAACCAGCAGACCGGACAAGGCUGGCAGCAUAGUGGACAGACCGGAACCAUGGGCGGAUUAGAACAGUUGGACACGAUGCCGAUCUUCCCGCGCCCCGGUAUGACCUAA